Hyla sarda is the source of this 1228-nucleotide messenger RNA. It is a transcript of the gene EPHX1, whose product is annotated as epoxide hydrolase 1. The record is from RefSeq and is a predicted model, not a curated record. The coding region runs from base 29 to 1228 and encodes 399 amino acids. Gene Ontology annotation, molecular function: epoxide hydrolase activity. Gene Ontology annotation, biological process: epoxide metabolic process. The transcript has 8 exons. NCBI's taxonomy places the organism in Eukaryota, Metazoa, Chordata, Amphibia, Anura, Hylidae.
AUGGCACGCUGGCACCGCUUCAGGCAUCAUGCUGGUGGAGAUCCUGGCAGCCCUCGUAGUGGGGGCAAUCCUUUACAAUUUUCUGUUUAAAACAAAAGAUGACUCCUUGCCCAUGGGUGACGGCUGGUGGGGCGCUGGACCAAGACGAGAUGACGACAAUGAAGAAAUUCACCCCUUCAAGAUUGAAACGUCCGAUGAAGAAUUGACUGACUUAUUCCGCCGCAUCGAUGAGACCCGGUAUGCCGAGCCUCUGGAGGGCAGCCGCUUCAACUAUGGCUUCAACUCCAAGGAGCUUAGGAAAGUUGUGUCUUACUGGAAGGAACGCUUCAGCUGGAGGAAGCAGCUGGAAAUCCUCAACCAGUACCCACACUUUAAGACCAAAAUUGAAGGCCUCGAUAUCCAUUUUCUCCAUGCUAAGCCGAAAAACCUCCCCGCGGGCCGGAAGGCCAAACCUCUCAUUAUGGUUCACGGCUGGCCCGGAUCAUUCUAUGAAUUCUACAAGAUCAUCCCCCUCCUGACGGAUCCGGCCAGCCAUGGUCUCAGCGAUGAGCAUAUCUUUGAGGUCAUCUGUCCGUCCAUUCCUGGAUAUGGAUUCUCGGAAGCUUCUCACAAGCAAGGAUGUGACUCUGUCGCUGUCGCCCGGAUCUUUUACAAGCUGAUGCGGAGGUUGGGCUUCCGGGAGUUCUAUGCGCAGGGAGGAGACUGGGGAUCCAUGAUCUGCACAAUCCUGGCACAGCUCGCUCCCAGCAACGUCAAGGGUUUGCAUCUGAACAUGGUGGCGGUGUUAACCCCCAAGCUGCCGGUGCUACUCUCCAUAUUUUUCGGCCGGUGGUUCCCAGGAUGCUUCGGCUUCAAGGACGAGGAUGUGAGACGGAUGUUUCCAUUUAUGCAGAAAUAUUUCUUUCACACUAUGAAGGAGAGCGGCUACAUGCAUAUCCAGUCCACCAAGCCCGAUACUGCAGGAUGUGGCUUGAACAGCUCUCCCGUGGGACUCGCUGCUUAUAUUCUGGAGAAGUUCUCCACCUGGACAGACCCCAACUUCCGUGAUUAUGAAGAUGGCGGCCUGGAGAAAAAGUACACCUUGGAUGACCUUCUAACCAAUGUCAUGAUCUACUGGCUGACGGGCUCCAUCGUGUCCUCCAUGAGGUUCUACAAGGAAAACAUGAGCAAAUUUGGCACGGCCAAACAUGACAAGUAUGUAACCCGUACUGGGACUGGUGGUUUGUAG